AUGCCUGGUGUUCGUGCAGAACCAAAAUACCUUCGCGAUCCUACUUCUCUUGAAACUUUAUCAUCUGGUUUAUCUCGGUUAUCAUCCUACGUAACAUCAAACCUUCCAAAGAUAAAGACCAGCACUUACCCACCUUAUAUUCCACCUCAAGAUCCGCAGCUCUUAUACUAUCAGCAACAACUAUUACAACAGCAACGUUUAACCGCAGCACAACCUUCUUCAGGCUCUAAUACAUCAACUAGUAAUUCAGAUUCUACUCAACAUGACGGUGCAGAAAACAUUACAAUUGCUAGUUUCGAAAAGAUAGAUACCUUAUCGUCAGGAACAUUAUCUUGUUUAUUACUUGGAUAUGACCACGGCUUUCAACUAUGGGAUGUAUCUCAACCUGAUAAUGUCCAUGAAAUUGCUUCUAUUCGAAACGAUAUUCUUGGUUCGGUCAUCAAAAUGCGUGUGCUUUCAAAUCCUGCUCCUUCCUCUUCAAUUCGUUCUUCAUCAUCAUCCAACAAAAAAUACUCCACCAGCCUUCAUUUAUAUUCUUUGAAAACACAUGAAUUCAUUCCAACUCCUCAACUCAACAUACAGGAUGACAUGGUAUUUACUGAUAUCAAGAGUAAUGGCAAGGCGAUCGCUUUGGGAUGUAAAAGUCAACAAUCUGCGGCUAUUUAUCUGUUUUCCUCUUACGAUUUGUCUCAAAUGUAUACUCCACUUACAGAUGUUUACAACCACCGAGAUGGACCAGUCUUCACUAUGGGAUCACGUUUCAUCGCUUAUGCAACAACAUUACCAGUACUCAACAAUGAUACUUCUCAACUACGUAGUUCUGAAAAGGAUGUAAAAGGUGCUGCCAAAGAUAUUGCAAAAGAAAUGGUGAAUGGUGUCAAAACGCUUGGUGAAUUUGGUUAUCAUCGAUUGUCUAACUAUUUCUCACCACAACAGCAACAACCUACAACUUCUACUACUACUACUACUGCCUCACCAUCUCAUCCUAUCGUUGGUCCUACUGUGCCUUCCUCUGUCUCCACAAAUACAUCAACGUCAUCGCCAGUUGGUAUGGUGAUUAUCCGGGAUAUCACCAAAUUACCAAAAAAUGCAUCAUCCAGUAUCCUGUCGCUUUCCACUGUCGCUCACUUCAAACCGCAUAUGCACCCUGUGGCCAUUUUGGCAUUUAAUGCUGCUGGAAAUCUGCUAAUGUCUAUUUCGAAACAAGGUCAUACUUUCCAUAUCUUCUCCUUGUAUCCAACUGACAAACAUCUUGGUAAUGCGGCUCAUCUGUACAACUUAUCUCGAGGAUAUACUGAUGCUCAAGUGGAAGAUUGUCAAUUUUCUAUUGAUUCUACUUGGUGUGCAGUCACUACAGCUCGGGGAACAACUCAUAUGUAUACUAUCAAUCCUUAUGGUGGCAAACCUGAAAUUAAUAGUCAUGUCAACGGGAAGAUCAACAAUUUGGCCGAUCUCCCUUUUACAGUGAAACGAACAUCAAACGUAACAUCACUUGGGCCAGCUGUACGUGUUAAACAACGACGACCUAUGCCAGCAGAUCCCAUAGCUGAUGAUUUAGAUACCAAUACAAAUAUAGCAUCCAACAAUAGUUUAUAUCCACAAUCUCUCCAACCUCAUUCAACGAGCAUUAACCAAUCAUCCGAUCAUGAUGGUGUCACUAGACUAUUACAACAACCAACUGCAAGCUCGUCUCCAUCUCAUUCUGUUUCCCCAAGCACAUCAACGGCGACAACAUCCUUAGCAUCUAUCCGAAAUCAAGCUUCAACUAUCGUAUCACAAGUCUCUUCUUAUUUACCCAGUACACAACGCGCCGGCAACGUUGGAGGAGAUUGGACAUCAUCAUGGGCAAAAGAUAAGACGAAUGAAAAUCGAAUGUUUGGUUUUGAUGAAGAAGAAUCCUCUCUAGAUAAUGAUGAUCUGGCGACCAAAAUGACCAAUGACAAUACUGGCUAUCAAGAUGUUUACUCAUUCCAUCCUCAAGGCAUUCUCACUCUUCAUAGACUUUGGAUCACGAAAAAUAUGGUUCGAAAAAAGGUACAUGGGCGAACAGUUGGUAAAUGGGAUUUGUCCGUUAAAGAAGAAGAUAUUGCAGAAUGGCAAAUAGCUCGAAAUCAAGAUUGGGCUCCUCAAGUUGGCGGUGAUGAUGACAAUAUGAGUGAAGAUAUUAUCGACCGUCGACAAUCACAACAACAACAUCAACAACGUCAUAUCAAUCAGUGGUUGAGUCAUGCAGAAAUCAUGACAUAUCCUACUUAUCCUAGCAACCGAGCUUCAAAUAACAACAAUUCACAUGAAUCACCAUUAUGGACCAAUCCUCAAUUUUCCUUCCAAGUUUAUACCGAUGAAAAAACUAAUGGUGCAACGAUACGACAUUUGCUUUCCAAAGGUAUUGUCCCACCUACACAAACUGUCGCUGUCCGAUCAGAAACACCUGAACCUUAUACAAGUCGUAUCAAUCGCGUUGGAAAGACAUCAGCAAAGGCACGUAGUUUGGGGAAUCAAGAGGAAGAAUAUAUGGAUGAUGCUUUGGCUGAAUUAGAAGCAGCUACUCAUUCAUCAUCUGCCAUGGCUUCAACAACAGGAUUCACUAGUUUGAAAAAGGCGUCUAAUGGAUUAGACAGAACCUCAUCCUUGUCUUUUGAAGAUGCUUACUUGAUCAGCAUGGGAGGCGCACCCGUAUAUCGAUCCUCUCCGAAUUCAGCACAGCAACCACCUAUGGACGAUGAUGUAUAUCAAACAAUAGUAGCGGCACCGACUCAUUUACCUCUCCAAGAUAGCGCAUUGAUUCAAUUUGAUUCUGAUGAUGAUACAGGUAGCAACAUCACCUCAUCCAAUUUGACAACUUUGAUGAAUAGUGAUCAACAAGAAGAAAAAACAAAACAAGGGACAAGGGCAUCUUACUCAUCCUUGGAUGGUAGUUUUGAUAUACAAGGACUGGGUAUGAGUGAUGAAAUGACUGGAACUUCACGUGGUGAAAUGGUAUUUUCUCCUGAUGGUGAUAAUGAAAUGGGUGGUCCAAGUGAUUCUAUGAUGUUUGAUGGUUAG
Messenger RNA from Halteromyces radiatus, 3045 nucleotides. RefSeq lists its product as uncharacterized. Gene Ontology annotation, molecular function: protein binding. Gene Ontology annotation, biological process: response to starvation; autophagy. The transcript is spliced from 9 exons. Lineage: Eukaryota; Fungi; Mucoromycota; Mucoromycetes; Mucorales; Cunninghamellaceae. Gene Ontology annotation, cellular component: cytoplasm. The record is from RefSeq and is a predicted model, not a curated record. The coding region runs from base 1 to 3045 and encodes 1014 amino acids.